AUGUCUGAAUCCGGAUACUUUGACUGUUAUUUUUACUAUAAAAUGUUUUUGUAUCCAAAAGACACAAUAAUGUACCAUACAGUCAUGGAUGACUUGAAUUCUUUCCAGCAAGAAGAAGUUAAGCAUAAUGGUGCUCCGUUCUCUAAAUACGUUGAAUUUGCUGAAAAUGAGGAAUCUUUACUUGAUCUUGCGGCCAAAUUCGGAAGUGUCAACAUCUUCAAGUAUUUGGUGAUGUCACAUCCCGAAAUUCCUAUGUCAUCUCAGACAUUUAACUCAGCUGUUCAAGGAGGCAACUUAGAGAUCAUUAGAUAUACAAUGCAAUACACAAAAACAUCAUCAGUGUCCUUAAACAAGGCUGUCAAGUUCAAUAACAUUGAAUUGGUCGAUUGGAUGAUUAAUGAAUAUCAAACUCUUCCAAGUAUCUAUGUAACAAUGAUCAAUGUAACGAGAUUUUUCUUCCCAUUACUAGAUAGGAUGAAAUACAGCCCAAUUCGUGAACAACAAUUUGCAAUUGAAGCCGCAUUAACAAAUGGCCAUGAAGAACUUGCUCUUUACAUAUUAAAGAAGUUCGGAAAUGGAAAGAUGGACUUCAAAUCUAUUAUUAAUCUGAUGAUUGAUAGAGAUUACGAUGAAUUUAUCAAAUUCUUUUUGGAAUUACCAUAUAUCACCAAAAAGAAAGAUAUCAGAUCAAUAAUUGACAAUUUUAUUAUUGCAAAUCAUCCCAUUUCCAAAGAAUAUUUGUCAUAUCAAAUAUUCAAACAAAACAUUGAUGUUUUGGCCAAGUACUCGAUGAAGAACUUAAAUGUAUUCAAGUUUUUGUAUGAUAAUGGCUUCGAUCUUGAGAAUUUCUACUUCGAAAAAUAUGGAAAUAAUUUUUACGAUCAAUUCCAUAUCAAUUCGCAAGAAUUGCGUGAUGCUAGGCCAGAAUUAGCAGAUGCAUUUAAGAUUGUCCUUGAAAAAUGCACUGAUGAGGCAAAAAUUUUAAAUCAGUAUCUUGUCAAGGUUUUGAAGAGUGGAAACACAUAUUUAUUGGAAUCUUUAAAGAAUCUGAAGAAGUUCAAGAAAGUUCUCAACGAUUUUGAUCGAGAUGGCUUUUUAUUAAAAUUUAAUUCGACUUUAUCAACAGAAUUCAUUGGAAAGAUGUUCGAAAUGAUGUCUGGAAAUCAUUAUGAUCCUCACAAGUCUCUCAUCCAUAUGGUUUGCAGGAGAGCUCUUCGUUUUGACCAUAUUGACACGAUUUAUUCAUUUUAUUCUGAAAAGAAUUGUUUGGAUUUCAGAAGUAACACUCCAUUUUAUUUGUUGGUUUCGUGCAGGAAAUAUGAUCUCGCCUUGCAAAUCCUUGAGAAGUAUUUUGCUGAAAUUGACUUGAAUGUCAAGAAUUCGAAAGGAAUGACACCUCUUUUACUUGCAGUAAUUAAUUACAGAAAUGGAAAUCGAAGACUCUAUGACUUGAUUUAUUUAAUGGUUAAAUAUGGAGCAGAACCAGAAAUUCAGUCAGCACAUGGAGUUACUGCAAUUAGUGUUAUCAAAAACACAAACAGGAAAUCUGAUUUACAUAAACUAUUUCCUGGAUAUUUUGAUAAUUGA
Messenger RNA from Trichomonas vaginalis G3, 1587 nucleotides. RefSeq names its product spectrin binding. The transcript has a single exon. The record is from RefSeq and is a predicted model, not a curated record. NCBI's taxonomy places the organism in Eukaryota, Parabasalia, Trichomonadida, Trichomonadidae. Gene Ontology annotation, molecular function: protein binding. Bases 1 to 1587 code for a protein of 528 amino acids.